Messenger RNA from Morus notabilis, 1920 nucleotides. RefSeq names its product LRR receptor-like serine/threonine-protein kinase FLS2. The record is from RefSeq and is a predicted model, not a curated record. NCBI's taxonomy places the organism in Eukaryota, Viridiplantae, Streptophyta, Magnoliopsida, Rosales, Moraceae. Bases 1 to 1920 code for a protein of 639 amino acids. Gene Ontology annotation, cellular component: plasma membrane. Gene Ontology annotation, biological process: hormone-mediated signaling pathway. The transcript has a single exon. Gene Ontology annotation, molecular function: protein binding.
AUGGCCUUUCAGUUCCUUUGGGUUUUAGUCUUCACUGUCCUCCUGGCUUUUGGAAAGGCAAAUAGCAUUUUAAGUGAAGUUUGCAAUCCAGAUGACCUUCAAGGCUUGACAAGUUUCAAGUCCGGAAUUUCUUAUGACAAUUCAGGUCGUUUGGAGAAGUGGGCUGGUCUCAGUUGUUGCCAAUGGGAAGGCAUUUCUUGUGACAACACAACCGGCAGAGUCACACAAAUAAAUCUCCCCGGUUUCAUCACACAAGAAGGCUUGGUUCUUCAGACACAAAUGCAAGGCUCAUUAUCUCCUUCACUUACCCUUCUGUCAUCCCUUCAAGUGCUUGACAUUGGAGGGCAGUUUGGUCUUUCUGGCUCAAUCCCAACAUCAAUCGGUCAAAGCCUUCCAAAUCUCCAAAAGCUCAUUCUCUACAGCAACAUUCUCACUGGUCCAAUCCCUGAGAGCAUUGGUAAGUUGUCCAAACUUGAAGAACUUGCACUUCAUGAGAAUCACCUAUCUGGGUCAAUCCCUCCAAGCUUGGGAGGCCUAAAGAAUCUCAAGAGAUUGUUUCUACACACAAACAAUUUUUCUGGUGUAAUUCCUGGUGGGGUUACAAAAUUGACCAAUUUAGUGCAAUUGGAUCUUCAUGCAAAUUCUCUUAGUGGUAAUAUCCCAGAAAAGAUUGGAGAUUUGCAGACCUUGAAAGAGCUUGAUCUCUCAGAAAAUCUUUUGGGUGGUAAUAUUCCAAAUUCUAUUAGUAAUUUGACUUCCAUUUCUGUCAUGUACUUGGACCAAAACUCUCUUGAGGGUCCAAUUCCUUUCCCAUCAAGUCCUGGCCAAUUGCCACUACUUGGCUUUUUGAGGCUGCAAAACAAUCAUCUCACUGGGAAAAUACCACCAACUUUUGGAAAUCUUGUGUCCAUGGAAAGACUCUCUCUGGAAAACAAUAAGCUUGAAGGAGAAAUCCCUUCUAGCUUUGGUGAUUUGUCAUCUUUAUCAGAGCUAUAUCUUCAUGGGAAUCAAUUAUCAGGCCAAAUUCCUGAAUCAAUUGGUCAGCUUUCUAAGCUCAUAAUGUUGACUCUCUCCAAUAAUCUCAUUGAAGGACCGCUUCCUCCUCAGAUGUCUUCCCUCCAAAACAUUCAAACACUUGACUUGUCUUUCAAUUCUCUUAAACUGUUUUCCAUCCCAAAAUGGAUAGCAGAAUUGCCCUUUCUUUCACGGCUGUACUUGGCUGGUUGUCGAAUCGAAGGCAAAAUCCCGGAGUUUUUGCAAAACACUCCAAGCCCAAUUCAGGAACUGGACUUGUCAUCUAACAAUCUCACUGGCUCAAUGCCAACUUGGCUUGGAAAACUCUCUCGGCUCUACUCACUCAACCUGUCAAGGAAUUCGCUCGAUUCGGAGAUACCCGAUUCGAUAUCGAAUUUGAAGUAUCUGGGUGUGCUUGAUCUGCACUCAAACAAUCUAAGCGGCUCAAUAAGGCGCGUUCUUGAAAUGGGGUCAUAUUUGACAUACAUUGAUCUCUCUAACAACAACUUUUUAAGUGGAAUUGAGGAAAUAGCAGACUCAGAAGAAGAUUUUGAGAUUCGAUUUCUCAACUUGUCCAACAACUUGCUGCAAGGAAAAUUACCAAACUCCAUAGGGAGAUUCAAGUCAUUGCAGAGUUUGGACUUAAGCUCAAACAGGUUGAGUUUUGGCUUGCCUGAUGCCAUAGCAAGUCUUAGCUCCUUAAACACACUGAAGCUGCAGAAGAACAGGUUUACUGGGGAAAUUCCUGAUGGGUUUUUGGAGCUGAGAAAGUUGAAGGAAUUGGACUUGUCAGAUAAUCUUCUUGUUGGUGAAAUCCCAAAGGGUAAACCUUUGAGUGACUUUCCCGCUACCUCUUACAAGGGUAACAAAGGGUUAUGUGGGAAGCCUCUCAAACCAUGUAUGUAA